Molecule: messenger RNA, 1943 nt
Organism: Ciona intestinalis (vase tunicate)
Lineage: Eukaryota; Metazoa; Chordata; Ascidiacea; Phlebobranchia; Cionidae
Source: RefSeq, a predicted model, not a curated record
AUUAUAUUUUACAGUUCAAUUUAUAAUUCCUUAUUCCUAAUGUCUUUAAAAAGUGCAGCAGAUGUUUUGAUGUCUGGUGUUCCCACACCUCACACAAAUGAGAACAACAAUGUCGGUCAGAGUGAAGUGGAUGCUCUCGGGUCAGGGGAAACACCAAGGAUAUACAGUUUACCUGAUGUAACAAAGAUGGCCUCAUCUGAAGUGGAAUGUUAUCAAAUGGAUCGUGAGAGUCGUGGCUUAGCUCUUAUCAUCAAUAAUGAAAAUUUCCACCAUGCAACUCGUAUGAAUAAGCGCUCGGGCACAGACGUUGACGCACGAAAUUUAUCUCGAAUUUUUAAGAAACUAGGGUUUGAUGUACAAGUAUACAAAGAUCUCAGUUGUAUUUCAAUGCUGGAGGUUAUUAACGAAGUUUCUACCAUGGACCACACUGGUAAUGAUUGUUGUUUUGUUGCGUUUCUAAGUCAUGGGGACGAUGGUUGUGUGUAUGGCACUGACGGUAUUGUUCAAAUUAAAAAGAUUGUUGAUCAAUUUCGCGGCGAUGUUUGUCCCUCGCUUGCUGGGAAACCAAAGAUAUUUUUAUUUCAGGCAUGCAGGGGCACUUUACAUGAAACAUCGGUUCAACUAUCAGUUGAUGUUGUUGAUGGUGAAGACCAACCUUGUGUGGAAGUGGAUGCAGCUCCUGUUCCAACUCUACCAUCUGGAUCCGAUUAUUUGUUCUGUUAUUCUGUAGCCGAAGGAUAUUACUCGCAUCGAGACACUUUGUAUGGCUCAUGGUUUAUACAAGAUUUCACUGAUGUGAUGGAACAAUUGGUGCUUAAUAAAGGCAAACAACAGGACAAAGUAGAUUUCAUUGACGUACUUACGGUCGUUAAUCGAAAAGUGUCGGCACGUCGCGUUGAGAGAUCAUAUUCCCAACAAGCACUUGGGAAGAAACAGAUGCCGUGUUAUCUAUCUAUGCUGACCAAGAAACUCUAUCUUACACCCAAGAAGUGAUUACACACACAUCGUAGAUAUUACACAAGCAUUACACUAAGUAUAUACAACAUGUAAUGUGAAGAACAGGUGUUCACAUUUGGUAUAUUCAUUAUUUUACAAUAAGGUGCAUUUUUAUUUAUAAAAAUUUUUACAAAGUUAAAAAACCUUUUUUACGUAACAGCAUUUUCACUUCAUCAGUGUUUCUAAAACUAGUGAUUCAAAUUAUAAACAUAACUUUUUGUAAACAUGAAGUCAAAUAUUUUAACUUUUACAACAACAGUCGAAACUCAAAAGGUUUGUGAACCACUUGUAGUAGGGCAAGGUGACCAAGCAAAUCAAACAUCGACCCACAUUUGGGUUGCUGGCAUAAUAAUCACUGACAUAAGCUAAUAUACAUCAUCAUACAAACUGUAGUUUAUUUUCAACAUAACAAAGCCCAUACCCCAAAUUUAUAAUAGUACUGUAUAUUACCUUUUAUGGAUAAUUAUUUUCUAGAUAUAGUAGGUUGGGGGAAGAUGGGACACCUUUUUAUUCUGUUUUCAGGUAGCUUUUAGUGGAAAAAACAAAAAAUAUUUAAAAAUUAUAAUACUGUUUCCUCACUACUCCCAUGGACGGUUGCUAUUUGUUUAAACCACCACGAGGAAUUUUAGAGUAUUAUGUGCUAAAGGUGUCCCAUCUUCCUUCGCCCUACUAUAUUAUAAUAACAAAUAGUGCAGAUGGUACUUUGUCGAUUUUAAAUGUUCAAAUAAAAAGGUGCAAAUAUUUUUCCACAUUACACUCUUUUUUUUUUCUAACAAAAUUAUUUACCACAUAUUAACUGGUACUUUUGAAUAUUUUCCUACUUCAUUUUUACCCUUGUGUUUGAAAGCAGGUUUCAUUCCGUAUUUGCAAUCCAUUUGUUUACUAUUGCACCCUUGUUAUUAUUAUGCAACGAAUAUUGUAUUUGUAAUAAAACAUGUCUGUAGUUA